GUUCAAGGACAGAGAUUUGACUUCUGGAUCUGUUAUAUAUCAAGAUGAUGAACAGGAGUUCUCCUGAUACAUUGCUAGAAAUGACAACAUUGGAAUGACAUGAUAUUUUGGUUUCUGUGGAGGACUUCAGAGCACCUUGCUGAAAAUCUUGACCUACAUCUGACCAGAGUUCCAGUCAUGUGAAAUACAAAAAUUCUGCUGAUAUGUUUUAAAAUAUCCACCGAGCAACUCUUUUCUGCCUAACUUUAUUCCAGAGAUUUUAGUGUAGUUCCAUGUCUUUUUGUCUUACAGUUCUGAUCUCCUUUCUCCAGUGAGCUGCGCUGUGUGGCUGGAGCAGUCGUUCAACAAUGAGUGGUGCAGCGCUGGGCCUUGAGAUAGUGUUUGUCUUUUUUCUGGCCUUAUUCCUACUUCAUCGGUAUGGGGACUUCAGGAAACAGCAUAGGCUUGUGAUCAUAGCCACAUUGUUGGCGUGGUAUCUCUGCUUCCUUAUUGUGUUUAUACUGCCUCUGGAUGUCAGUACGACUAUUUAUAAUCGAUGCAAACUUGCUGUUAACUCCAGUCCUGCAGAAAGUAAUGGCUCUUACGUUACUCUUGCUCCAAGCAAACAAAAAUGUUUCAAACCUUGGAGUUAUAUUCCUAAUGGAAUUAUGCCAAUUUUCUGGCGUGUUGUGUAUUGGACGUCUCAGUUUCUAACUUGGAUUCUGCUACCUUUCAUGCAGUCAUAUGCAAGAUCAGGGGGGUUCUCCAUUACUGGAAAGAUUAAAACUGCGUUGAUCGAGAAUGCAAUAUAUUAUGGCACUUACUUGCUGAUUUUUGGGGCGUUUUUAAUAUAUGUGGCUGUAAACCCAAACUUCAAUUUACAGUGGAACCAACUUCAGACUAUUGGGAUAGCUGCUGCAAACACAUGGGGUCUCUUUCUUCUUGUGUUGCUUUUGGGUUAUGGUUUGGUGGAAAUCCCCCGUUCUCACUGGAAUGGGGCUAAGAGGGGUUAUCUGCUCAUGAAGACUUAUUUCAAAGCUGCCAAACUGAUGACUGAGAAAGCAGACGCAGAGGAGAAUUUAGAGGACAUUAUGGAGGAAGUUCGUAAAGUAAGUGAGAGUAUCAAAUAUAACCACCCCUUGAGAAAAUGUGUUGAUACAAUACUGAAAAAGUGUCCUACUGAGUACCAGGAAAGAAUGGGUAGGAACAUGGAUGAUUAUGAAGAUUUUGAUGAAAGACAGAACAGUUAUCCAAGUGAGAAAAGUCUGGUCAAACUUCACAAGCAGGUGAUCUAUUCAGUACAGAGACACCGUCGUACACAGGUCCAGUGGCAAAUUCUUUUAGAGCAAGCAUUUUACCUAGAAGAUGUGGCAAAAAAUGAAACAAGUGCUACACGACAGUUUGUUCAUACCUUUCAUUCCCAGGAACCAGAGAAUAAAAUUAUUCAGUAUUUCUACACACCAACUGUUGAUAUGUGUGUGUGUUUGUUUUUUCCAGAGUGGUACUGGGAAUGUCUUCUACGACCAUGGUUUUACAGGGUGCUUGCAGUUGUGCUGGCUACAUUCUCUGUAAUUGUUGUGUGGUCAGAGUGCACAUUUUUCAGUACAAAACCAGUUCUAUCGCUAUUUGCAGUUUUCAUACAGCUGGCAGAAAAGACAUAUAAUUAUAUAUACAUAGAGAUGGCCUGUUUUCUUACCAUCUUUUUCCUAAGUAUCUGUGUUUACUCUACUGUCUUCAGGAUCCGUGUAUUUAACUAUUAUUACUUAGCUUCACAUCAUCAGACAGAUGCAUACAGUCUCCUUUUCAGUGGCAUGUUAUUUUGCCGUCUUACUCCACCAUUGUGCUUGAACUUUUUGGGCUUGACCCAUAUGGAUGCAACAAUCUCUCACAAAAACACUCAACCAACUGCUUAUACAUCUAUAAUGGGAUCCAUGAGAGUGCUAUCCUUCAUUGCAGAUGGAUUCUAUAUAUACUACCCAAUGCUUGUCGUCAUUCUCUGUAUUGCCACAUACUUUAGCUUAGGAACUCGUUGUUUGAAUCUUUUGGGAUUCCAGCAGUUCAUGGGGGAUAGUGAAAUGACUUCUGAUUUGAUUGAUGAAGGAAAAGAGCUAAUCAGAAGAGAGAAAAGAAAACGACAGAGGCAGGAAGAAGGUGAAAACAGAAGAAGGGAAUGGAAGGAGCGAUAUGGAAAUAGAGACGAUUCCACUAGAAACAGAGCUGUCCACACAGACCAAAAAGAAUCCAGCUUCACAGAGACCAAUGCCAAUAGACCACUAUCAAAGUAUACCCGAUCAAAUGGCAGGACUGAAAGAGAUAGAAUAGAACUCCUCCAGGAUGCAGAACCUUUGGAUUUUAAUGCAGACUCUGUUAACGAUGACCCUCUUGAAUCAGACUCGGGAAGGUACCAGCCUGGUGGAAGAUACCUGUCAAUGUCUCGAAGCAAAAUAUUUGAUGAUGUCUAAGCUCCUCAAUGCUAAAGAAAAUUCAGUGGAAGCCUAGCUCCUCCUCAUUGCUUGGAAAAUACUGUAUUUGUGAUAUAUCACUGAACCAUCAAAGACUGUUUCUGUUUAAAAAAAAAAUAUGAAGGAACAAUUUUGGAAAUGCACGUGUAUGAUAAGUUCACCACUUAUGAUAAGAACAAGCUGCUUCUAUUGUAGAUACUGUUGUGCAUCAGUGUGGGCUUUUGUGUCAUGAUGAAAAGGAGAAGACUAUUAAUUUAAUAAAUUGUAUAUACCUGGAACUGUA
This is a messenger RNA of Manacus vitellinus (golden-collared manakin), 2724 nucleotides long. It is a transcript of the gene LMBRD2, whose product is annotated as LMBR1 domain containing 2. Gene Ontology annotation, biological process: adrenergic receptor signaling pathway. Lineage: Eukaryota; Metazoa; Chordata; Aves; Passeriformes; Pipridae. The transcript has 17 exons. The coding region runs from base 348 to 2441 and encodes 697 amino acids. Gene Ontology annotation, cellular component: membrane. The record is from RefSeq and is a predicted model, not a curated record.